This is a messenger RNA of Drosophila grimshawi, 3506 nucleotides long. It is a transcript of the gene drongo, whose product is annotated as arf-GAP domain and FG repeat-containing protein 1. The record is from RefSeq and is a predicted model, not a curated record. The transcript is spliced from 5 exons. Bases 399 to 2054 code for a protein of 551 amino acids. NCBI's taxonomy places the organism in Eukaryota, Metazoa, Arthropoda, Insecta, Diptera, Drosophilidae. Gene Ontology annotation, molecular function: GTPase activator activity.
GCAGCAUCGGCGUCGGCAGCAGCAGCGGCAGCAUUUGUUUUGAAGUCAUUUUCGCUCAGCUGAAGAAAGGUCAAGCGUUGCGUAAAAAAACAAACAAACAAACACACGCAUAACUGUUAUUAUAUUAUUCGGUUUGUGUUGGUGUGUGUGUGUGUAGAAAAGCAGGCAAAAUUCAGUUCGCAUACGUUUACAGCAGCAGCAGCAGCAGCACUGCCCCCCACGCCGCUGACAUCUAUCAUCAAUCGCCGGACACGGAGUGGCUGGAGGACGACUGCAACGGGUGCCGGCGGGACAGUGAGACCAGCUCCGACUCAGACUCAGUCACGCAGCCGGAAGCAGGAAACAAAGCAAACAACAACAGCAACAACAACAAUCGAAACAGCAACAACUACAACAAUAUGGCCGUGCGCAAAAAACAGGAUGACAAAUACCUGCUGGCACUGCGGGAACUGGUGAACAGCGGGGCAGGCAAUCGGCAAUGCUUCGAUUGCAACCAAAAGGGGCCCACCUACGUCAACAUGACGAUCGGCUCGUUCGUCUGCACACGCUGUUCGGGCGUACUACGAGGAUUGACGCCGCCGCAUCGCGUGAAAUCCAUAUCGAUGGCGACAUUCACACAGGACGAGCUCGACUUUCUCAAGGCGCAUGGUAAUGAGCUAUGCGCCAAGACGUGGCUGGGCUUGUGGGAUCCCAAACGUGCCGCCGCCCAGCAACAGGAUCAGCGGGAAUUGAUGAUUGAUAAGUACGAACGCAAGCGUUACUAUCUGGAGCCAGGCAGUCCGCUCAAGUCGCUCAAUCUGAAGACGUCCAGCAAUGGUUAUCACAACAACAAUAACAACAAUAAUAAUAGCAACAGCAACAGCAACAACACUAAUAAUAAUUCGAGCAUCUCGAGUAAUGGUUAUGCCAGCAUUCAUUUGACACCGCCCGCCGCUCAGCGCACCGCUGCCAAUGGUUUGUCGAAGACAGGCACAUCCACCGGAUCCUCGGCGGCGAUCAGUCGGCCGCAGCAUCAUCAUCAUCAUCAUCUUCCGCAGCAGCAGAAUGGCAAUCAUGAUGCCUUCAAUCUUGGCCUGGGACUGACUAGCCUCAACAGUGCCGGCUCCACAUCGACGGGUGCUCUCUCGGAUACGAGCAGCUGUGCCAGCAAUGGAUUUGCCGGCGAGACCGAUUUCGUUGCCGACUUUGGUACGGCGAAUAUAUUUGAUGCGACCGCGGCGCGCUCCGCGGGCUCACCGGCUGUCUCCUCGGCCAGUUCGGUUAGCUCCACCAAUGGCUAUGCCAAAGUGCAGCCCAUCCGAGCGGCGCAUCUUCAACAGCAGCAGCAGCAGCAACAGCAACAGCAGCAACAACAACAGCAACAGCAACAUCUGCUCAAUGGCAACGGAACGGAGAACUUUGCGGAUUUCGAGCAUGCGCCCAUUUAUAAUGCUGGUGGUGCUUCGCUGCAGAGCAGUCAGCUUGGGCAGCAGCAGCAGCAGCUGCAGAAGCGAACGGCAAAGGUGGGCAGCAGUGCACCCAGCGAGGACCGCUAUGCGGCGCUCAAGGACCUCGAUGAGCAGCUGCGCGAACUGAAGGCCAGCGAGGCAGCUGCCACUGAGGCGCCAACGCCGACAAAUGCCAACAACACGCCUCUGGACGCCUUUGGCACUGGUGACCACAACCAUAACAACAAUAACAAUGCCAAUCCUUUCAAGAGCCAGCAAGCACUGCUCGUCAACGGCAACAACCAUGCGGUGAAUCCAUUCCAGGCACAGCAGCAGCUCCAGCAACAGCAGCAGCAGAAUCUCUAUGGCCAGUUGACGCUCAUACCAAAUGGCUACGGCAGCAGUCCGCAGCAGGCAGCAGGAGUGGCACAACAGCUGUUGCAGCCACAGGCCCCAAGUUUCUACAAUUUCAAUAACAAUGGCUAUGCCUUGACCCAAGGCCUGCCCAACGGUUGCGGCUUUGGUAGCAUGCAACCAGCGCCUGUUAUGGCCGGUGGCAUAUCGAGCUGUUUCAAUAAUCCAUUUGCGGCCAGCGGAGCUAUGAACACCAAUAAUCCAUUUUUAUGAGAUUCCGACUCGAGCAGAGCACAGGACCAACAGCAACAAAAACAGAAACAGCUGAAGGAGCAGCUGCAGCUGCAGCAGAAGGAGCACACAAUAUGGCUGAGGCGUUGAUAAGGCAGAGCAGAGAACCAGAAAAGCAGAGAACGAUCAAAAGCCGCUGAACAAAAUGCAAAAAGUGAACCGAAAUUAGUCCAUUUUACGAACAAUAGCUAUUAACUAUGAUAUACAUAUAUCCAACAUACUAAAUACAUAGACAUACAUGUAUGCAUAUGUGUAUGUGUGUGUGUGUGUGUAUAUAUAUAUAUAUAUAUAUAGGUAUGUACCAUGCUGAAAGUAGAAUUCGCAUUUGCGGAUCGGAUUUGCGAUGAUCGUACAAUAUAUACAUAUACAUAUUAUAUUCUUUUACAAAGCUAUAACUCUACAUAAAUAUUUAUACGGCUAAUACACACACACACAUCCGUUUAUAUAUAUUUAUAUAAAUACAUAUGCGAUUUGGAUGUAUCUAAAGUUUUGUAUUUACCGUUGCCUUUAGCAUCUAUCGACUUUUUACUAAACUUAAACUUUCUCAACGUGCGCCACAGUUUGUCGUGUGUUUAGCUUAAACUUAAACUAAAUGCAUAUACUUAUGCAGUACGAGAUAUAUAUAUCUAUAUAUAUAUAUAUAUAUAACUAAAAAAAAAACACUAAAACAAUAAUUCUAAGUUCUUAUGGUAGUAAACCCUAAUCAGCCCAUAUUAAGUUGCGGUCUAAUUUGUAUUUCGUUUUGUGUUUUCUUCUUUUUAUAAAUGUUUAGGUAAGAAAAUGUUUUAUUCUUUUUGCCUUAUCAUCGCAUCCUUGUAGCUCUCUUCCUCUCUCUCUCUCUUUCGACCUGUUUUUCUUUUGGGGUUUUAACGACUUUGCGCGCUUGUUUCGGUGUACGAAACUCUUGUCAGUUAUUGAUUGUGUGGCCUUAAUAAGAUUAUGAAAAUGUUCAUUAAACUAAACUAUCAUUAAUAAAAUAAUGCUAACAUACAUAAUAAAUAUAUUAUAUAAACACAUAUACAUAUAUAUAUAUGCUUUUGUACCUAAAUUAAAUGCUUCUUGUUUUAAUACUUGUUAUUCAACUAUGAUAAAUAAAUAAACCAAUCACAACCAACCAACCAACCAACACACACACUUAGAACGGAUAGUUUGCUCAACACAAAGUUAAAGUUUGUUAAUUGCGAUGAUAAUAUAUAUAAACAUAUAUCUCUAUUUACUUACACCUAAGAAUAUGGCGCGACGUUCAUAUGUAGUAUCAUUACAAAAAAAAAAAAAUUAAAAAAAACGGUAUUAGUAUUCAUUCGGAAUUGUUUAAUGCCAACAAAAGUCCAAAUAAGAAGCAAGAUGAAUUUUUCCAUAUUUAGCCUUAACGUAUGUCAAACAUUAUCUCGAAGCCUUAAAACAAUUAUUUAAAAUUACAAGUUUCAAUAAAAA